UCUUCCUGGCCUCUUUCCCUUCCCUCUCGCCAUCUGUUGCUUCUCCUCCCUACUUGGCAUUUCCCUCUUAAAAUCCUCCCUCGCUCUCUCACCUCUUAAAUCCCCGUCGUUCCCAUAUAUAAGGCGGGGACCCAUAAGCCGAAGAGAAGGAAGAAGGAGCCAAAGCACAUGCACUCGAAAGAUCUCCGUCGUGACACUUUCGCUGGAUAAGUUUCUAGCUACUUCGCCAUCAAUAUGGGUUCUCCCUCAUCCGAAGCGAAGGGUUUGGUUUUAUGUGUACUUUCCAUGGUGGCUUGGUCAGGCUUAUCGCUGGUUGCUCGAGCGAGUGACUUCAACAAGGACUUUGACAUCAAUUGGGGCGAUGGACGUGCCAAAAUACUCGACUCCGGAGACGUUCUCACGCUCUCUCUCGACAAGGACUCCGGUUCCGGCUUCCAAUCCAAGAACCAGUACUUGUUUGGGAAAAUCAACAUGCAAAUUAAGCUAGUCCCAGGGAAUUCAGCCGGCACCGUCACCUCCUACUACUUGAAAUCGGAGGGGACAUCGUGGGAUGAAAUAGAUUUUGAGUUCUUGGGGAAUUUGAGCGGUGACCCUUAUGUGAUGCACACCAAUGUGUACACCCAAGGCAAAGGCGACCGAGAGCAACAGUUCUACCUUUGGUUCGAUCCCACCGCUGAUUUCCACACCUAUUCGAUCCUUUGGAAUCCACAGACCAUCAUAUUUUCCGUGGACAACACACCCAUCAGGGAGUUCAGGAACCUGGGGUCAAACGGCGUGGCCUUCCCAAAGAGCCAGCCGAUGAGACUCCACUCCACGCUGUGGAACGCCGACGAUUGGGCCACGAGAGGCGGCCUCGUGAAGACGGAUUGGAGACAAGCUCCGUUCACGGCUUCCUACCGGAGCUUCAGCGCCGAGGCCUGCGUUUGGGUCUCCGGGUCGUCGUCCUGUGGCCCCAUGGACCAGCCGGGGUGGUUCACGGCGAAGAUGGACGCAGAUGGACAAGCGAAAAUGAAGUCGGUGCAAAGGGAAUACAUGAUCUAUAACUACUGUACCGACACUAAACGCUUCCCUAGUGGAUUUGCUCCCGAGUGUGCUAUCAUGUAAAGAGCUUAUGAGGUGUCGUAUUAUAUGUGUGGCGUGUAUAGUGUGCAAGAAUAAUGGCAACCCGAGAGAUGUGCUGAUAUUGGAUGUGUAGCACUUAAUAUGAAUAUAUGUAUUUUGUGAUGUGGUCUUUGGUUUAUGAAAAAG
Messenger RNA from Eucalyptus grandis, 1248 nucleotides. Its product is annotated as probable xyloglucan endotransglucosylase/hydrolase protein 25. Gene Ontology annotation, biological process: xyloglucan metabolic process; cell wall biogenesis. The transcript has 3 exons. Lineage: Eukaryota; Viridiplantae; Streptophyta; Magnoliopsida; Myrtales; Myrtaceae. The coding region runs from base 235 to 1104 and encodes 289 amino acids. The record is from RefSeq and is a predicted model, not a curated record. Gene Ontology annotation, molecular function: hydrolase activity, hydrolyzing O-glycosyl compounds; xyloglucan:xyloglucosyl transferase activity. Gene Ontology annotation, cellular component: apoplast; cell wall.